AUGCCCGCGGGUGCACCCACUAAUCUACAAUUGUUUGCAUUAGCGAGGCGUAUGCGAAUACCUUAUUUCCGAGGUGUCUACAUGCGUAACGCUUUACCCGACAAGAUACAUAAAAAUGAGAGCGGUAUCGUGAAUUUGGACGAUGUCGACGGGUCGGGCACGCAUUGGGUGGCGUACGCCAAGAGAGGCGAUCGCGCCGUAUACUUUCACAGCUUUGGCAAUUUGCAACCGCCGAAGGAGAUUACACGCUACCUCGGAGGCACCGAUACAACGAUAACGUACAAUCGCAUAGCCUACCAGACAUGGUGGGUAAAACCUCAUCUUUCCAUGCAAAUAAGACAGAAUUUUGGAGCUCACCAGAAAUUAUUGCAAUACUUCAAAACAAGUGAUCAUAAAGAAUUUUUCAAAUUUACAAGGAUGUCUGUUGAACAAUUUGACAUGUUGCAUAAACUUCGUCUUGCUCUUAUAUUGAGUUAUCUUGCGCACGGAGAUAGUGCUGUAACCACAGCAUGGCAUUUUCGUGUAGAAAGAUCAACUACUUACAGUAUCAUUCCUGAAGUAUGUAAAGCAAUAUGGGACAUUUUACAACCACUGUAUCUGAGAUACUCAAAUGAAGAAAAUGAGUGGAUAAAAAUAGCAAAUGAUUUUAAUUCUCUUUGGAAUUUUCCAAAUUGCAUAGGUGCUAUUGACGGCAAGCACAUAAAAAUUAAAGCUCCUCCGAGGUCAGGCAGUACUUUUUAUAAUUAUAAAGGCAGCUUUAGUUUAGUAUUAAUGGCUAUUUGUGAUAGUCACUAUCGUUUCACAUGGGUGGAUAUUGGCGAUUACGGUUCACUGAACGAUGCUGGUAUCUGGUCUAAAACUGAAAUGAGUAUCGCAUUGGAGAAUAAUACUGUGGCUUUACCACGAGAAGUUUAUUUGCCACACACUAACGUUGCUGUACCCUUUGCUCUUGUUGACUUGAGCGAUGGGGACUACGAGCUCGGCCUAACCACGAUGGAGACCUACAACACGAUUCCAAAAGUGACAGUAGCGAACAAUAAAUUUUAUUUCGAUGACAAUGACGAAGAAAUUACAAUUCCCGAAGGAUCGUACAAAUUGGACGCCAUUGCUUCUUAUCUGAAACGCGCGAUACAAAAACGAGGAAAAAGUGAAGAGCAAGAUUAUCCAUUGUCAAUUCAUCCCAACGUUAAUACCAUGAAGAGUGAAAUCAUGUGCGCUUUCCGUAUAAAUUUCGCCAAAUCGAAUACCAUCGGACUAUUGUUUGGAUUUUCGACGGGUCGUAUACUGGAACCGAGAAAGUGGCACAAAUCAGACUCCUCGGUAAACAUUGUCAACGUAAACAUUAUAAGAGUAGAAUGCAGCAUUACCGCGGGUGCGUACGCCAACGACAAGUCGGUGCACAUGAAACACGAAUUUUCACCGAACGUGCAUCCGGGAUAUAAAGUCUCGGAAACACCGGCGCAAAUCAUUUACCUUCCGGUCAUCGCAAGGAGCGUUACUGAUAUCACCUUGCGCGUGGUGGAUCAAGAAGGACGAUUGAUUGACUUUUGCGGAGAGGAAAUUACCAUCAGACUGCACUUGCGACGACGUGGUGCGAGGAAAUGCUCGUGUUGA
Linepithema humile (Argentine ant) is the source of this 1614-nucleotide messenger RNA. NCBI's taxonomy places the organism in Eukaryota, Metazoa, Arthropoda, Insecta, Hymenoptera, Formicidae. The record is from RefSeq and is a predicted model, not a curated record.